GUCGUCUUCGUCACGCUCCUUUCUCUUCUUCAGUCUCCUUUUUUAUUUUAUUUUUUUUCUGAGAUUUGCUUUCUCUGCUAGAGGAGACUGUAACAGUACGAGGAGCUACUUUUAACUGUUUUGUCUACAUACAUUUCAAAUUUGCAAUUUACUUUCUUGAGUUCACUUAGAACUCAAGAUUUAGCCUUUUUUUUUUCUUUCUAGGGUUCAUUGAAACAAUUUUGGAUCUUGAGUCCAUUAGCUGAAAAGACCCGACUUUGAUUACUGGGUAUAUUAUAAAAACCCGCCAUUGUUGUUUCUCUUUACUACUUUGGGGAUUUAGGGUUUACGAUUUCUAGUUGGUAGAUAAAAAUUUUUGUUUUUUUGAGAAAAGUUUCCUUUUUUAAAAUCUCUUAAGAGAGUUGUAAUUUAGGGUUUUAAAUGCAUGGAUGGGAGAGAAGCUAUGGCAUUUCCAGGCUCGCAUCCUCAGUACUAUCUUCAGAGAGGAGCCUUUACCAAUCUUACACCUUCCCAAGUCGCGAGUGGGUUUCACGCGCCGCCGCCGCCACCUCCCGGAAUGAGGCCAAUGUUAAACCCUAACAUUCAUCACCCUCAGGCUAGCAAUCCGGGGGCUCCUUUCUCUAUGGCUGAGCAGCAGAGGCACUCUGAUUUUGGGCACAGUAUUCACAUGGGGAUGGGUUCUUCUGCGGCGGUUCAGCCGCCUCUGUCGCAGCCUCAGCCACCGCCGGAUACACCGAUGGUUAAGAAGAAACGUGGAAGGCCGAGAAAGUAUGCUCCUGAGGGACAAGUUUCUUUAGGGCUUUCUCCAAUGCCUUGUGUUAGUAAGAAGUCUAAGGACUCUUCUUCAAUGUCUGAUCCUAAUGCACCUAAACGAGCCAGAGGUCGACCCCCUGGAACUGGAAGGAAGCAACGUUUGGCUAAUCUUGGUGAGUGGAUGAAUACAUCAGCUGGAUUUGCUUUUGCACCUCAUGUCAUCAGCGUUGGAGCAGGAGAAGACAUUGUCUCGAAAGUUUUGUCAUUUUCACAGAAAAGACCUCGGGCUCUUUGUAUAAUGUCAGGCACUGGAACGGUUUCUUCAGUCACUCUGCGUGAACCUGCUUCAACAGCGCCUUCCUUAACAUUCGAGGGACGUUUUGAGAUUCUAAGUUUAGGUGGAUCUUAUCUGGUGAAUGAAGAAGGUGGAUCCAAAAGUCGAACAGGCGGUUUGAGUGUCUCUCUUUCUGGUAUUGAAGGUCAUGUUAUUGGUGGUGGAAUUGGAAUGCUUAUCGCAGCCAGCCUCGUUCAGGUGGUAGCUUGUAGUUUUGUAUACGGAGCAAGUGCAAAGUCCUAUACUACCAAUAACAACAAGACCAUCAAACAAGAAAAAGAACCAAAGGAAGAGCAAAACAAUAGCGACAUGGAGACAACACCAGCUAGUGCACCAGAACCAGAAGCAUCGGCGGGUCAGCAGACGCCACAGAACUUCUCAGCUCAGGGAAUGAGCGGAUGGCCCGGUUCAGGUUCAGGCUCAGGCAGAUCACUUGACUCGAGUAGACCUCUACUCACUGAUAUUGAUUUGACUCGUGGAUGAUUCUAAACAAAAACAUUAUAGUCUUUCAUCCUAUCACUACCCUUUAGUCUUGGAAGCAGCAGCAGCAUACAGAAUGUGAGUGCUGUAAAUAUCUUUGUUGUUGUAGAUUUAUCUCUCUGGGAAUGUUAAAACCAGACAUUUUAAGGAUUUGAGACCAGAUCUCUCUCAGUACCUUCUAACAUUGUUGAAUUAAAUGUAACAGAACCACCCCCACUUUCAGGCUUUUUAAGGAGAUGUUUUAACUA
Messenger RNA from Camelina sativa (false flax), 1815 nucleotides. RefSeq names its product AT-hook motif nuclear-localized protein 5. Gene Ontology annotation, molecular function: minor groove of adenine-thymine-rich DNA binding. Lineage: Eukaryota; Viridiplantae; Streptophyta; Magnoliopsida; Brassicales; Brassicaceae. The record is from RefSeq and is a predicted model, not a curated record.